UGACAUUUAUAUGCGGAAGAGGUUAGAGUGGGGAAAACAAUCGGGUGGAUCGACAAACGCUAACUUUAAAUAAGGUUUAAAAGAAACAAAGGACGUCGUGAUAUUUGGCCUGUUCAGCUACUGGUAUCUCUGGUGGACGUUUUCCACAUAAAGAAAAGUCAAGAUGGAGUUCCUGUUUGGAAGAAGAAAGACUCCAGAGGAGAUGCUCAGACAAAAUCAGAGAGCGUUAAAUCGAGCCAUGAGAGAUCUAGACCGAGAACGACAGAGACUGGAGCAACAGGAAAAGAAAAUAAUUGCUGACAUUAAGAAAAUGGCCAAACAAGGACAGAUGGAUGCUGUGAAGAUUAUGGCUAAGGACUUGGUGCGCACAAGACGAUAUGUCAAGAAAUUCAUCAUGAUGAGAGCCAAUAUUCAAGCUGUCAGCCUUAAAAUCCAAACCCUCAAAUCAAACAACAGCAUGGCGCAGGCCAUGAAAGGAGUUACCAAAGCUAUGGCCACCAUGAACAGACAGCUGAAGUUGCCACAGAUUCAGAAGAUCAUGAUGGAGUUCGAGCGCCAAAGUGAAAUAAUGGACAUGAAGGAGGAAAUGAUGAACGAUGCAAUUGACGACGCAAUGGGCGACGAAGACGACGAAGAGGAGAGUGAUGCUGUUGUUUCUCAAGUUCUGGAUGAGCUGGGUCUGAAUCUUUCCGAUGAACUUUCAAAUCUGCCUUCUACUGGAGGAAGCCUUUCGGUUGCGGCUGGGAAGAAAGCUGAACCGCAGGCUACACUGGCGGAUGCCGACGCUGACUUGGAGGAGAGGCUGAACAACCUCAGGAGAGACUGAGAAUGAAAGGACUCUGAGUAAAGGUUUCGAUUCAGAACUGUCUGCACAAAGCUCGCUUCACUAAAAUGUAGACUGAUGCAAAGAAAAGAGGGAGGAUGAGAAUGCUGUGUUUUCUUGACAUUAGGCGCUUUAAUGCGUCUUUUUUUUGUUUUUCUGUCUUCUUUUAUGACAUGUGCUGUAUAAAUAUUACCAAACGCGUAACCCAAAUGAAGAUGCAAUGCAUCAGGCUCAUCUCAAGCCUUCUGUUUAGACAAAUCCUUUAUAAAGGAGAUCAAAUCAACAAAGAAUCUGUUACCCCAAGAAUCCAACUUGAACUUUAACACUAAAUAUUCAUUAUUAUAAAAAACACAUCAUAUCUUCAUUUUAAUAAACACAGAUAUUGAUACUGAUCUUUUAUAUAAAUAGUGCAAAAUGGAGUCAUUCCAGUUUUCAAUCUGUUCAUAAGGGUACAUCAGAAGAUUACCUUUUAAAUACUUGUGCUAUUAUACUAUCAUCAUCUUCUAAUAAUAUAUUCAUCUUGAUCUUUUAGUGGUAAAUAUCUUCGUAUAAUAAAUGUGGUGGUUUCUAUUUUUUCUCAAAGUGAUUGAAUCUCUAGUUCCCACACCCUGGCCUGUUCGGUAAACCAUAAACCUUCGUAAACUCUGAAGUUUGUGCAAGGCAACAUCUUACAAUAACGUCGGUCAUUCAAUUAUAAAAGAAACUCGGAAGCAGUUUUCCAAAGGUUGUUUUAUCUAAAAGUUAUUGAAAAUUAACAAGAAAUAUUAGUGUAUUUAUCUCAUGGCGAAUCAAGAGGUGGUAUAUUUUGAAAAAAUGUUAUUUUGCAUUUUUUUUUUUUGGGUUCAAUAAACAUUUUUCACACUUAC
Molecule: messenger RNA, 1689 nt
Organism: Puntigrus tetrazona (Sumatra barb)
Lineage: Eukaryota; Metazoa; Chordata; Actinopteri; Cypriniformes; Cyprinidae
Gene: chmp2a
Product: charged multivesicular body protein 2A
Exons: 6
Coding region: 164-826 (220 amino acids)
Biological process (GO): endosome transport via multivesicular body sorting pathway; protein transport; late endosome to vacuole transport
Cellular component (GO): multivesicular body; ESCRT III complex
Source: RefSeq, a predicted model, not a curated record